AUGAGUACUGCGACGCGUGCGACCACCACCGUGGAGGAGCGGAAGGCGGUCCACGAGAAGAGACCUGCGCACCAUCUGGACGACACGCAGACGCGAUUCACGAACCCUUGGCCAUCGUUUAGGAAUCAAACAUUUGGGCAGUUCCUCCAUUUCUUCUGGGACCAGGCAAGAAACUCCCCAAAGCCCCCGGCCGACCUCUCCUCGCGCAUCCCCUCACGCACGCCCGACUGGGCCGCCGCGUUCGCUGCGAAUGGCCUCAAGGCAACAUGGCUAGGACACGCGUGCUUCCUCGUCGAGCUCCCGACGCCCGCCGCGGCCGCGCGCGGUCCUCGUAUCCUUUUCGACCCCGUGUUGUCGCACCGCUGUUCGCCGGUGCAAUGGAUUGGGCCUGAGCGGCUGCUUCCCACUCCCUGCCCGGCGGAAGACAUACCCGCGGUCGACGCGAUCUGCAUCUCGCAUAAUCACUACGACCACAUGGACUUCCCAACCCUCCGUACCGUCUACGCCGCACACAAACCGCACAUCUUCGCCCCCCUCGGGAACCGCGACCACCUGCGCUCCAUCGGCAUCGCCGACACGCACAUCCACAUCUUCGACUGGUGGGACGCCGCGACCGUCACCGCCGCGCUCCCCUCCGCCUCCUCCGCCUCCUCCGCCUCCACGUCGAAGGGCGCGAGCGAGAGCGUGGAAGCGCCGUUCGUAGUGACAUGCACGCCCUCGCAGCACACGGCGAACCGCAGCCCGUUCGACCGCUGGCGCACGCUCUGGGCGUCGUGGGCCGUCGAGGAGGUCCUCCCCGCCCCCGCCAGUGUUGGGGAAGGGGAGACAGUGCGCGAGGCGAAGAAGCUGUAUUUCGCGGGCGACACGGGGUACCGCACGGUGUGGGCGGGCGAGGACGAGGAGAUGGCGCCGCGCUGUCCUGCGUUCAAGGAGGUCGGCGAGAAGCUCGGGCCGUUUGAUUUGGCUUUGCUGCCCAUCGGGGCGUACGCGCCGCGCGCGAUGUGGUCGAAUCUGCACGCAUCGCCCGCGGACGCGGUAGAGAUCUUCAAGGACGUGCGCGCGAAGAAGGCGCUUGCGAUGCAUUGGGGGACGUGGAUAUUGACGACGGAACCGACGAUGGAGCCGCCCGAGCUGUUGAAGCAGGCGCGGGUGCUUGGAGGGCUGGACGAGGGCGCGUUCGAAAUCUGUGGGCUCGGGGAGACUACGGCGGUGGUAUGA
Trametes versicolor FP-101664 SS1 is the source of this 1218-nucleotide messenger RNA. RefSeq names its product Metallo-hydrolase/oxidoreductase. Gene Ontology annotation, molecular function: N-acylphosphatidylethanolamine-specific phospholipase D activity; zinc ion binding. Gene Ontology annotation, cellular component: cytoplasm; membrane-bounded organelle. The record is from RefSeq and is a predicted model, not a curated record. NCBI's taxonomy places the organism in Eukaryota, Fungi, Basidiomycota, Agaricomycetes, Polyporales, Polyporaceae. Gene Ontology annotation, biological process: N-acylethanolamine metabolic process; N-acylphosphatidylethanolamine metabolic process. The coding region runs from base 1 to 1218 and encodes 405 amino acids. The transcript is spliced from 9 exons.